AUUAGAGAAACAAAAGUCCAGAAUGCUAACGUUGCCACUCUCACUUCCUCUUGCACCUUAACCCAGAACUGCUUUGAAUACAGUAAUUGCCCUGAGGCACUGGGCCAGGGAGAGAAGACAGCAGUGCCUCAGCAGUAGGCACUCACAGCCGAUCAUGUUUUCACAGGGCCACUUCUGCUCACAGAAAAUGCUGGGAUGAUGCCUCCCACCCGCCUGGCUGGGACUCUGAUCCCAGCCAUGGCCUUCCUCUCCUGCCUGCGACCUGAGAGCUGGGACCCUUGCAUACAGGUGGUUCCUAACAUUACUUACCAAUGCAUGGAGUUGAAUUUCUACAAAAUCCCUGACAACAUUCCCAGAUCAACCAAGGAACUGGACCUGAGCUUUAACCCCCUGAGGCAUUUAGGCAGCCAUAGCUUCUCCAGCUUCCCAGAACUGCAGGUGCUGGAUUUAUCCAGGUGUGAAAUUCAGAUGAUUGAAGAUGAUGCAUAUCAGGGCCUAGAGCACCUCUCCACCUUGAUAUUAACGGGAAACCCUAUCCAGAGGUUGGCCCUCAGAGCCUUUUCAGGACUAUCAAGUUUACAAACACUGGUGGCCGUGGAGACAAACAUUGUAUCUCUAGAGGACUUCCCCAUUGGACAUCUCAGAACUCUGAAGGAGCUUAAUGUGGCUCACAAUCUUAUCCAUUCUUUCAAGUUACCUGAGUAUUUUUCUAACCUGCCCCACCUGAAGGACUUGGACCUUUCUGAUAACAAGAUCCAAAAUAUUUACCUUAAAGACUUGCAGGUGCUACAUCAAAUGCCCCUACACAAACUCUCUUUAGACUUGUCCCUGAAUCCUCUAGACUUUAUCCAACCAGGUGCCUUUAGAGAAAUUAAACUCCGUGAACUGACUUUGAGAAGUAAUUUUCACAGUACAGAUGUAAUGAAAACUUGUAUUCAAGGUCUGGUUGGUUUAACAACCAAUCGGUUGGUUCUGGGAGAAUUUAGAAAUGAAAGGAAUGUGGAAAAGUUUGAUAAAUCUGUCCUGGAGGGGCUGUGCAAUUUGACCAUUGAAAAAUUCCAGAUAGCAUACUUCAAUUACUUCUCAGUUGAUACUUCUGACUUAUUUAAUUGUUUGGCAAAUGUUUCUACAAUUUCUCUGGCGCAUCUGAAUUCAAACCAACUAGAAGGCCCUUGGAAAGGUUUCAGAUGUCAAUACUUAGAACUGGUUAAAUGUAAAUUUGAACAAUUUCCUAUACUGGAGCUCGACUCUCUCACAACGUUUGUUUUCACUGCCAACAAAGGGAUGAACACUUUUACUGAACUUAAGCUACCAAGGCUUGAGUUUCUAGAUCUCAGUAGAAAUGGCUUAAAUUUCAAGGGUUGCUGUUCUGAGGCUGAUUUUGGGACAACCAGUCUCAAGUAUUUGGAUCUGAGCUUCAAUUAUGUUAUUACCAUGCAUUCAAACUUCAUGGGCUUAGAGCGGCUGGAAUAUCUGGAUCUGCAGCAUUCCAAUCUGAAACAGGCCAAUGACUUUUCAAUAUUUCUAUCACUCAAAAACCUCCGUUACCUUGAUAUUUCUUAUACGCAAACCCGAAUUGUCUUCCAUGGCAUCUUUGAUGGCUUGGUCAGCCUCGAAGUCUUGAAAAUGGCUGGCAAUUCUUUUCAGAACAACAUCCUUCCAAAUAUUUUCUCAGAUCUGACUAACCUGACCACACUGGACCUCUCUAAGUGUCAACUGGAAGAGGUGUCCCAGAUGGCAUUUGACUCACUCUCUAGACUUCAGUUGCUAAAUAUGAGUCACAACAACCUCUUGUCAUUGGAUAUACUUAUUUAUAAACCUCUCCACUCCCUCCAGAUUCUGGACUGCAGCUUCAACCGUAUAGUAGCCUCCAGGGUGCAAGAACCACAGCAUUUUCCAAGUAGUCUAGCUUCCUUAAAUCUUAGUUGGAAUGACUUUGCUUGUGUUUGUGAACACCAGGGUUUCCUGCAGUGGGUCAAGGACCAGAGGCAGCUCUUGGUGGAAGUUGAACAACUGGUGUGUGCAAAGCCUUUAGAUAUGCAGGAUGUACCUUUGCUGAGUUUUAGGAGUACCACCUGUCAGAUAAGCAAGACUAUCAUUAGUGUGUCAGUUCUCACUGUACUCAUACUGUGUGUGGCAGUAGUUUUAGUCUAUAAAUUCUAUUUCCACCUGAUGCUUCUUGCUGGCUGCAAAAAGUAUGGCAGAGGUGAAAGCACCUAUGAUGCCUUUGUUAUCUACUCAAGCCUGGAUGAAGACUGGGUGAGGAAUGAAUUAGUAAAGAACUUGGAGGAAGGAGUGCCCCCUUUCCAGCUUUGCCUUCACUACAGAGACUUUAUUCCUGGUGUGGCCAUCGCUGCCAACAUCAUCCAGGAAGGUUUCCACAAAAGCCGGAAGGUUAUUGUCGUGGUGUCCCAGCACUUCAUCCAGAGCCGAUGGUGCAUCUUUGAGUAUGAGAUUGCCCAGACCUGGCAGUUCCUGGGCAGUCACGCUGGCAUCAUCUUCAUCGUCCUGCAGAAGCUGGAGAAGUCCCUGCUCCGGCAGCAGGUAGAGCUGUAUCGCCUCCUCAGCAGGAACACUUACCUUGAGUGGGACGACAGUGUCCUGGGGCAGCACAUCUUCUGGAGACGGCUCAGAAAAGCCUUGCUGGAUGGGAAGCCAUGGAGUCCAGAAGGAACAGCAGAUGCAGAGAGCAGCCAGCCCAAAGCAACAACCUCCAGCUGAGGAGGAAAAACUCCUCAAGUGCUUCUUGCCCAGCUAGACCCAAUACUUGUUCAGUUAACAAGUAUUAAAUGCUGCAACCUAUUAGCCAUUGUGCUAAAAGCAGGUGAUUCAGUGGUGUAUAAAAUACACAGCACUACUAAUCUCAUGGAGUUUACAGUGCACAGGGAUAAAUAUCAUGCUAAAAUACAGAACCUCUAGGUGGUGCUUCAACCAACUCAGCUAAGGAGUCUAUGACAGGAAAAAUCAGCUCAACUCUUACACCAUCAAAUUAAAUUAGAACUAAGAGACUGAGCCCCAGUGAGAUCAGAAAAAGACCUAGUUCUUCAGCUGAGUCUUUUGAAUGGAAACUACUUCGUGUUCCAUGUUUCAGCCAUCUCAAAACAAAGUGGUUUUGGUAGCUGCAGCUAAGCUGGGUCUUUGCUCACUUUUUUCUUUUCUGUUGAAUCCUGUUUAAAUUCUACUUGAUGGCUCAGGAGACUCCGGAUUCAGAUCCCAGCUCCCCUUUAAGUCAGUUUCCUUACUGGUUAAAAAUCCCAUAACUAAUACCUAAGGAAACCAGAUUAACACGUAUUCACAAACAUCCUGCUCAUUUCUUAGCAUGUUCUAUUUAUUAACUAAUAGUCCCUGAUACAUUUUCAUUUUUAUAGAUCCAGUUCUCAUUUUUCAUGUCUUCCCUAUGACUCUUGUCAUAAAUAAAUCUGGUAGAGAUACUCUGGAAAUAUCCACAUUUAACCACUAUCUUUCAGGCAAAUAUGUAAAAUGUACUCUGUCACUUUGUCACUUGAUGUCAUUCUAAAGUUAUUACGUACUAAGUUAGGACUGUCAUGAAAGUAGCAUUAAAAUAAUUUGGUUCAAA
This is a messenger RNA of Manis pentadactyla (Chinese pangolin), 3577 nucleotides long. It is a transcript of the gene TLR4, whose product is annotated as toll like receptor 4. Bases 196 to 2721 code for a protein of 841 amino acids. Gene Ontology annotation, cellular component: membrane. The record is from RefSeq and is a predicted model, not a curated record. Gene Ontology annotation, molecular function: lipopolysaccharide binding; protein binding; transmembrane signaling receptor activity. NCBI's taxonomy places the organism in Eukaryota, Metazoa, Chordata, Mammalia, Pholidota, Manidae. Gene Ontology annotation, biological process: inflammatory response; defense response to Gram-negative bacterium; toll-like receptor signaling pathway. The transcript is spliced from 3 exons.